Messenger RNA from Saccostrea echinata, 1673 nucleotides. Its product is annotated as E3 ubiquitin-protein ligase TRIM71-like. Lineage: Eukaryota; Metazoa; Mollusca; Bivalvia; Ostreida; Ostreidae. The coding region runs from base 16 to 1671 and encodes 551 amino acids. The record is from RefSeq and is a predicted model, not a curated record. The transcript has a single exon. Gene Ontology annotation, molecular function: protein binding; zinc ion binding.
ACCACAAUUGACAUAAUGGACCCCAGACUUUGUGCCCAGGACAUCAUUAGAUGCGACCUCUGUGAAGACAGAGUUGUACAAAUGUACUGUAACUUAUGUCCAAUGAAUCUCUGUAUGGAAUGUGUUGGAAGGCACAUCUUUGAUACCACCAAGAAGCAUGAUGUGGUGCCUUUUGAUUUAAGAAGAUCCAGACUUUUGUUCCCUCAGUGUCAAACUCAUUCCGAAGAGAACUGUGAAAUGCACUGUGAAGAUUGCAACACUUCAGUGUGUCCAAAAUGUGUCAUUUCUGAGAAACAUAAGCGACAUCAUUUUAAAAGUCUACAGGAGUUAGUGACCACCAAGAAAGAAAGCAUUGAAAAGGAAAGAAAAAGGUUGAAAAAAACAGUUUACUCAAAAUUUGAAGAUAUUGUUACUGACAUAGAAACCCAGCUAGCUGAAAUAGAUGGAGAAUAUGAGAAACUUACAUCAGAGGUCACAAUACAUGGAGAAGAAUGGCAGAAAGAAAUUGACAAAGUUAUAGAGAAAAACAAGGAAGAAAUCAACAAGAUGAGAAACCAACACAGAGAUGCCCUCAAUAAACAUCUAAAUGAUGUAAGGAAACUUGUCGCUGAUGUCCAACAGUCUCUAUCAGAAACUGAAGACAUUUUACAAUCCAGAGAAAUAACUAGAUCACUUUCCUAUGAGAUAAAAUCAGAUAAAUUCACCAAACUUCCAUCCAAACUGAUAGUUAAGUUUCCUGUGUUUACUGGAAAUAAUAAUCAAGAUCAAUGUUCUCAGUUGUUUGGUUCUCUGUCAGCAUUAUCCAUAACAACAGAAGAACAUGGCUACACAAUGAAGACACCAGAAGCUGUAUUCUGUCAUCAAGUCAAACCACUGCUUGAUAAACCAGAGCUUAUCACCACCAUAAACACUGGACAACUAUACAGUGUUAUCUGUCUCAGUGAUGAAGAAUUAUGGACAUGUAGAAAUGACGAAAUCAUUAAACUCGACAACCUCCAGGGCAAACUACUGAAGUCAAUCAGAACCAAGUCUGGGAACCAUCCACGUGAUAUAGCAGUGACAAGGAGGGGAGAUCUAGUUUAUACUGACCCUGAUACAAGAACUGUAAACAUAGUGAAGAAUAAAGAGAUACAGGAAGUGAUAACAGUACAGGGGUGGAGACCUCUCUAUGUCUGCAGUACCUCCUCUGGUGACCUCCUGGUUACCAUGAACAAUGAUGAUUAUAAACAAUCAAAAGUUGUCCGUUACUCAGGCUCUUCAGAGAAACAAACCAUUCAGUUUGAUAGUGAAGGUCAACCUCUGUAUUCAUUUGAUUACUGUAAAUACAUCAGUGAAAACAGAAACCUGGAUAUCUGUGUGGCUGACAAUAGAGCCAGAGCAGUAGUGGUGGUUAAUCAGGCAGGAAUACUCCGAUUUAGAUAUAGUGGUCAUCCCUCUACUACCAAGGGAUCAUUUAGUCCAUACGGUAUCACAACAGACAGCCAGAGUCAGAUCCUGACAGUAGACAGAAACAACCACUGUAUCCACAUCCUAGAUCAGGACGGACAGUUCCUCUGUUACAUUGAUAACUGUAAUCUACGGUUUCCAUGGGGUUUAUGUGUAGACACCAGAGACAACCUCUUUGUGUCUGAGUGGGACAGCGGUAAAGUGAAGAAAAUCAAAUAUAUGUAAAC